AAUCUGAACGGAACGUGAGCGGUUCUUUUAAGCCCCCAAUUCGCUAUCUACGGUCCGGUCUUCGGUUUUCAACGGCACAAAAACCAAUCAAGUUCGCCAAUAAAAAAUAGUAAACAAAUACAUCGAAAGCGAUAAUAAUAUAUAUAUGCACAAAUAAAAAGAAAAACUAAAAAACAGAAAAGAAGAAAGAGGCAACAAUUGUGCGACAGUGGAACGCUAGCGGAAUUAUGAAAGAAUUGGCUUAAAAGCCACAAAGAGAGGCCCAAAACGCUAAGAGUGAGUUAGAAAGUGAAAACUGACGAGAACGGAGCGUAAAAAUGAACAGCGAUGAGGUGCAACUGAUCAAGAAGACCUGGGAAAUUCCCGUGGCAACACCCACAGAUUCUGGAGCGGCGAUACUGACAUUAUUCUUCAACCGCUUUCCGUCCAACUUGGAAAAGUUUCCCUUCCGAGAUGUUCCACUGGAGGAGCUAAGCACAAACCCACGCUUUCGAGCGCAUGCCGGCAGGAUAAUUCGGGUCUUCGACGAGUCCAUCCAGGUCCUGGGGCAGGAUGGCGAUUUGGAGAAGCUGGACGAGAUUUGGACCAAAAUUGCUGUCAGCCACAUUCCACGGGCCAUUUCCAAGGAAUCGUACAAUCAACUAAAAGGCGUUAUCCUGGAGGUGCUGACCGCCGCCUGCAGUCUGGACGAGAGCCAAGCGGCCACGUGGGGCAAGCUGGUGGACCACGUCUACGGCAUCAUAUUCAAGGCGAUCGACGACGAUGGCAACGCCAAGUAGAGGAGACACCUGCAGCAGGUGCAACCGAUUUCGGGAUGCACCUGAUUUCGGUGGUGGCAAUUGCAACACAUGCACAGCUUAUGUAGUUCUAAGUAAUUGAUAAAUGUUAGCUAUUCUCAUUUUGUAAUAAUGAAUGCGAAUGUCCAAAGCAAACAAACACACACUGGAAACUUAUGUCUGCGUAGAGCUACUCACACACGCACACCCCACACACAGACACAGACACUGACACACACACACACCCGCACUUGCAUUGCUCUGUAAAGCUUUAACCCAUUGUCAGCCUUAAGCACUUGAUAACAAAGGAAUAAAUGAAUUCAGCAGAGGAAAAAUAAAAAGCUUAUGAAUAAAAUCCAGUUUAAAAUCAAA
This is a messenger RNA of Drosophila ficusphila, 1148 nucleotides long. Its product is annotated as globin CTT-VI. The transcript has 4 exons. The record is from RefSeq and is a predicted model, not a curated record. Lineage: Eukaryota; Metazoa; Arthropoda; Insecta; Diptera; Drosophilidae. Gene Ontology annotation, molecular function: oxygen binding; heme binding. The coding region runs from base 318 to 779 and encodes 153 amino acids.